CAGCAGCUGACUCACCAGAAAUCAUUACAGACUGUGGAGUGCUAGCCGAGAGAUACAAGCAGAACCUCAGAUAAUCAAGGUAUUGCAGUGAAGAUCGAUGGAAUUUUAUGGGAGACCUGAGGAUGAACAUCCUAACCGAGCAAACUAUAGAGGUGGAGGAGGAAGAGGAGGAGGAAGAGGAGGAGGAAGAGGAGGAGGAAGAGGAGGUCGAGGUGGACAUAAUAAUGGUCAGUUAAGAAACCAGAACCCACAGCAUAGGAAUCAAGGCAGGCAACAAAAUGAGGAGGCUGGUGAAAGGGAGCAACAGAGGGCUGGAGGUAGAAACCACCAAAGGGUUGGUGAACAGCAAGUUAACAACAGGCAAAGAGGAAAUUACAACCAGGAAGGGGAACAGAAUCGCAGGGGUCCUCCACAGAGACCUUUUCAUGAAAGAACUGCAAGAAAUGAGCAUCAGGUUAGAUGUUUGGGCUUCAAGGCCUUAGAAGCAUUACUUGAAAAGGAUCCCUCGGAGGUUGCAAUAACACUGGCUUCACAUUCUGGACUUAACGAUCUGCUGUCAGGAACACGCAUGAAAGCAGAAUUUGCUGAAUUGUUCAUCUCUGUGCUUUGUAGAGCCUGCACUUCUAGACUAGACCGGCAGAGUAUACAGCAUCUUCUGGGACAAGUCAAGUCCUCAUCCUUUUUGCGUACAUAUCUACCACACUAUGUAGUGGGAAUGACAACAGAAACUUUUCCUGAGCGACGCCACCGUUACCCAAAUCAUAUCUCCAACAUACUGCGAAUACUACAAGAAUUGAUUAGUAUUUUUCCUGCAAGCUCCGUUCAGGAAACAUCAUUGCUGAUCACUCUCCUUCCUGUCUCCAUCAAUGCUCUUCGUGUGUCUGGUGUGGAUGUAGGAGAGCAGAUAGAGGAGAGCCUGAGAAGAAUACAACAUUUGAUAGAGCACCUUCAGAAUAGGCGGAGGGAAGGGACUCUGAGAGUGGACACUCACAUCUGUCUUGAUCCAGAUGCUCCUAUUGAGGACUAUAGGACAAUAAGCAUAUACCCAAGCCAUGAUGAAAUUCACAAAGGUGAGAAACCACUCCUCAGGCCAAAUAGGCUGAAUCACAAAUUUGAUACCACUGGCAUCUAUCUGGACACACAUUUCCGACUUCUGAGAGAGGACUUUGUACGACCACUAAGGGACGGGAUCCAAGAGAUUCUUGAGUAUGAUGGAGAUCGUGCCUUUCAUAAAAGGCGGUUUGAUGACAUCCGCAUUUACUUGAACACACGUGUAAUAACUCCAUUAUGUACAUCCUCUGGCAUUGUUUACAAAGUACAGUUUGACAUUGCUCCCCUAAAAAUGGUGCGCUGGCAGAACUCCAAGAGGCUGCUUUAUGGGUCUCUGGUGUGCCUGUCCAAGGACAAUUUUGAUUCCUUCCUGUUUGCCACAGUUUCUAAUCGUGAUGUAAAGGAACUUGAGCAGGGUGAAGUUCAAUUGCAAUUCAGUGAACAAAGCAGAGAGCUUCUAUCAAGAAGUGGCCCAGCUGACUCCUUCCUCAUGGUAGAAACCACAGCAUAUUUUGAAGCCUAUAGGCAUGUCCUUGAAGGAUUACAGGAGAUGACUGACCAGGACGUGCCUUUCCAGAAGUACAUUGUAGAAUGUCAGAAUGAACUGGGACCACCUCGGUAUCUGAACAUGGGAAUUCCAUAUGACUUCACUUGCUUAAAAGAGGAUAAGGACAGUAUUGUGACCUCUAUCAAAGAAACCAUCAAUGUUCUCGAUCCUCAGGACUGGCCACUUAAGGAGGAUUUGGGGUUUGAUGAGUCUCAGAUGGAAGCCAUGCAAUUGGCUCUCACCAAGGAACUUGCCAUCAUCCAGGGGCCUCCAGGCACAGGGAAGACCUAUGUUGGGCUUAAAAUCGCAGAGGCUUUGAUCACUAACUCUAAAGUGUGGCAGAUGGAGAGACGAUCAUACCCAGUCCUUGUGGUCUGCUACACGAAUCACGCUCUGGACCAGUUUUUGGAAGGAAUUCAUAAGUUUCUAAAGAAAGGGAUUGUCCGUGUCGGUGGCAGGAGCAAUAGUGAGAUUCUAAAACAGUUCACGAUCAGAGAACUGAGGGGAUGUCGUAGCCUCCGCAGUAGCCUACCCGCUCACUUGCGCAGAGCAUAUGCAGAUAUCAGUAAUAACAUGAAGUUAUCAAUGCAAAAGCUCGAUGAGGGAGCUAUGCUCCUGCAGUGUACCAUGUCAGGGGUAAUACAUGAAACAUAUCUGGAGAAAUACAUAGAAGAGGAACACUGGGACAGUCUGCACAACAUCCCGAAAGAUGAAGAUGAUUUUGUUUACCCGGGUGGACGUGGGAGACACUCGAUGAUUGCAGAGUGGCUUGGCUUGGGUGUCACCCCAUUCAUCCGAACUGCAGAAGAUCCAGGGGCAGGUCUAGCACAGGAGCCUCAAGAGGAGGCUGAAGAAUCAGAAGAGGAAGAAGAACUGAUACAGAUUCCUGAGGAGGCUGAACUGCUACAGGAUGAACGAAUGCUUGACAUCGAUGAGGAGGCAAGAAAGCCCAGAAGGAAGAAAGAGAAAAUUGAAGACAAAGAACUUGCUCAGCUCCUGUUUGCUGUUUCUUUGGAAAGCAAGGAACCAAAACAAGAGCAGGAAGACGGAGAGUGGCAGAAUACACGGAAACAGAAGAAGAAGACUAAGCAGAAGGUGAAGACAGAGCUACGGAAGUUGGAAGCCUGGACUGACCAAGAGGUUAAGCAGAUAAAAAAUGUGUGGAGUCUAGAUAUCAACUCACGCUGGAAGCUGUACAGACACUGGGUACAACUUUACCAGAUUGAUAUCCGCCAGAAAAUCUUAGCUAGUGAGCAACAAUAUCAGGAAUCUGCGGAUCGUCUGGCAGAACUGAGGUUACAAGAAGAUCUCCAUAUUCUUCGAAGUGCCCAAGUCAUAGGCAUGACAACCACAGGGGCUGCUAAAUAUCGCCGUAUCCUGCAGGAAGUGGAACCGCGCAUUGUUAUUGUAGAAGAGGCGGCAGAAGUCCUGGAAGCACACACCAUAACCACACUUAGUGCAGCCUGCCAACAUCUUAUUCUUAUUGGAGACCACCAACAGCUGAGGCCAAGUGCCAAUGUUUAUGAUUUGGCAAAGAAUUUUAACCUUGAGGUAUCACUGUUUGAGCGUCUCAUCAACUCUGGUCUUCCAUUUGUUCGUCUAAACUACCAGCAUCGUAUGCGGCCUGAAAUUGCCCGACUUCUAACCCCUCACAUCUACCGGGAGUUAGAAAAUCAUUCGUCAGUGCUGAAUUAUGAAAACAUUAAGGGAGUGUCUUCCAAUAUUUUCUUUGUGGAUCACAACUACCUAGAACAAGAAAUCCAAGAUGGUAGGAGCCAUCAGAACAUGCAUGAAGCACAAUUCAUUGUAGAACUCUGCAAGUACUUCCUUUGUCAAGAUUAUAAACCAUCCCAGAUUACUAUCCUCACCACUUAUACUGGGCAACUUUUCUGCUUCCGCAAGCUGAUGCCAAGCAAGACUUUCUCUGGGGUUAAAGUACACGUGGUGGACAAGUAUCAAGGUGAAGAGAAUGACAUAAUUCUUCUCUCACUGGUACGAAGCAAUAAAGAGGGCAGAGCGGGUUUUCUCAAGAUCUCCAACAGGAUCUGUGUCGCAUUGUCCAGGGCCAAGAAGGGGUUGUACGUUAUCGGCAACAUGAGUAUGCUAGGAAAAGAAACUCUUUGGAGCCAGAUAAUUCUUACCCUAAAGCAGAAUGGUCAAGUGGGCAAUCACCUUAUGCUCUGCUGCCAGAACCACACUGACACACGCACCCUUGUGAGCAAAGCAGAAGAUUUUAAACAGGUUCCAGAAGGAGGCUGCAGCAAAAAAUGUGAAUUUAGACUGAACUGUGGGCAUGUUUGUACUCGUGUCUGUCACCCUUAUGACCCUGAACAUAAGGAGUAUGAGUGCACAAAACCAUGUCCAAAAACACUUUGUGGAGAUGGACACCGUUGCCAAAGGAAAUGCUUUGAACCCUGUGGGCAGUGCAUGGAGAAGGUGGAGAAGCUAAUGCCAGUGUGUGGUCACACUCAAAUUGUUCAGUGUAGUAUCCCUGCAAAGUCAUUCAGGUGUCUUGUUCCAUGCAACAAGUUCUUGCAAUGUGGUCAUCCAUGUGAAAAGCAGUGUGGUGACGAAUGUGAAGAGCGUUGUUGUGCUGAGGUCAGUGCGACGUUAAAAUGUGGGCACAUCCAAAAGAUUGAGUGCUGGAAAAAACGUGAUGUAGAGUUUGGAAUGCCUAUGAAAUGCAAUAAACCUUGCAGUUUCCAGUUAGACUGUGGGCACAAGUGCCCAGGUACAUGUGACACAUGCUUUCAGGGACGCUUCCAUCAAAGAUGUCGUCAUCCCUGCAAGCGUGUUCUUAUUUGUUCACAUGAAUGCAAGGAGCCGUGCACAAAUGCAUGCCCGCCAUGUACGAGGCAGUGCCAGAACCGAUGCAUCCACAGCAAGUGCCAAAAGAAGUGUGGGGCACGCUGUGCUCCAUGCAUGGAACCAUGUGACUGGAGGUGCCAGCACUUUGCCUGUGACAAACUGUGCUCUGAACCUUGCAGCAGACCACCAUGCGAUAAACCCUGCACUAAAAAGCUCAAGUGUGGCCACACCUGCAUCGGUCUAUGUGGUGAACCAUGUCCUAAAAAAUGUCGUGAAUGCCACAAAAAGGAAGUUACUGAGAUUUUCUUUGGGUUUGAAGAUGAUAAAAAUGCUCUUUUUGUGGAACUAGAAGAUUGCCAUCACAUUUUUGAAGUCACAGGCUUGGAUCAAUAUAUGAAUAUGAACACUGAUUCUAAUGAUGGAAAUGCAAUCAAACUCAAAGUAUGUCCAAAGUGUCAGACCCCAAUCAGGAAAAACUUGAGAUAUGGCACUAUUAUUAACAGGACUUUGGGUGAAAUCGAAAGAGUCAAGGAGAGGAUGCUGGGCUCAGUAGAAGAAAUGUGUUUAACUCAGAGUCGACUCCAAGUUAAAUUACAGCAGAUGACUGAAGUAAGGAGAAAUUUAUCCAUGGAAUACAUCAACUUAAAGGAGUCAUUAGACAGUUCAGAUUUAUGUCCUAGGACACUGUCUACACUGGAAAAUAAGAUGUUGUUCUACGAGAAGUUGGCUAAACAUUUCAGUAAAAUAAAAGAUGUGGAGGAUAUUGAGAAAAUUGCUCUGAAGAAUCACUUGCUUGAGAUUAAGGGCUGGGUGGAGAAAACUCGCCUUUUUUUCACAAAACAAGAGCUUGCCGACUUACAAAAUGAAAUGCAGCGUUUUAGCUAUCUCUUGCAACUCCUAAUAAAAUGUAAGUCAGGUUUAGGGAAAGGCAAUUCUGAUGCAAAAAAGGAAGUAAACGCAUUGAGAGAAAUCCUGGAAGGAAGAAAGAGGUUUACUGAGGAGGAUAAAAAUGUUGUGAAACAAAAACUGAAGGAGAUCUUCUCACGUCAUGGCUUAGGGAUAUCUGAAGAUGAGCGUGUAAUGAUUGUAGCAGCUAUGGGUCUACAGGCAGGUCACUGGUUUAAGUGUCCCAACAACCAUAUCUAUGUUAUUACAGAAUGUGGAGGGGCAAUGGAGAGAUCCAAGUGUCCAGAAUGUAGGGCACCAAUUGGUGGAGAGAAUCACAGACUUGAAGCAACCAACGCUCUGGCCCCAGAAAUGGAUGGCGCGCGGCAUGCCGCCUGGUCCACUGUUGCAAAUGACAUGUUAAAUUUUGAAGAAUUAAGGGGCCUUGGAGACCUUUAAUAGCACUUAACUUACAAAGCCACAGAGACAUCUAGUGGUCAUAAUAUUACCAUGAAAAUGUAAUUAUGUAAUGUAUAAUUU
Pelobates fuscus (common spadefoot toad) is the source of this 5830-nucleotide messenger RNA. RefSeq names its product zinc finger NFX1-type containing 1 (gene ZNFX1). The transcript has 14 exons. Gene Ontology annotation, molecular function: zinc ion binding; helicase activity. NCBI's taxonomy places the organism in Eukaryota, Metazoa, Chordata, Amphibia, Anura, Pelobatidae. Bases 98 to 5749 code for a protein of 1883 amino acids. Gene Ontology annotation, biological process: regulatory ncRNA-mediated heterochromatin formation. Gene Ontology annotation, cellular component: nucleus; nuclear RNA-directed RNA polymerase complex. The record is from RefSeq and is a predicted model, not a curated record.